Molecule: messenger RNA, 1568 nt
Organism: Medicago truncatula (barrel medic)
Lineage: Eukaryota; Viridiplantae; Streptophyta; Magnoliopsida; Fabales; Fabaceae
Product: hydroxymethylglutaryl-CoA lyase, mitochondrial
Exons: 8
Coding region: 62-1270 (402 amino acids)
Biological process (GO): L-leucine catabolic process; ketone body biosynthetic process
Molecular function (GO): hydroxymethylglutaryl-CoA lyase activity
Source: RefSeq, a predicted model, not a curated record
GACGAUGACAUGGAGAGUUAUUGAAUUGUUUUGUUGACACGAAAGUGCAAGUACGGAGGAUAUGCAGAAAAUAGCGCAAAGGGUGCGGUUCUUGAAUCCAAACUUGUUGCAAUCGCAACUUACUUCUAUCGAUACAACAACUCGCAGUGUUCAAUCUCGGGAAAUUACAAGCACAAGAGAACUUAGGAAUGCAUUUGACAAAUACAAAAUAAAUGUUUUGUCUCGAUACCUGAACUGGACUUCGGGGGCAAAUGAUAAUCAUCAUGCUGCCAGCUAUGUGGUAAACCGUCAUUUUAGAGCUGAUAACAAUGGUAUAUGCACGAAGGAGUUCUCAAGCAAGCUUCGUAAAAAUAUUCCAGACUUUGUAAAGAUAGUGGAGGUUGGUGCAAGGGAUGGAUUGCAAAAUGAGAAGGCUAUUGUUCCCACUGAUGUGAAAAUCGAAUUGAUAAAACUGCUAGUUUCUUCUGGGUUAUCUGUUGUUGAGGCGACAAGUUUUGUCUCACCAAAAUGGGUGCCACAGUUGGCAGAUGCAAAGGAUGUACUGGCAGCAGUUCGAGAUGUUGAAGGUGCUAGCUUUCCUGUCUUAACUCCAAAUCUCAAAGGUUUUGAGGCAGCUGUUGCUGCUGGAGCUAAAGAAGUGGCUGUUUUUCCUGCUGCUUCUGAAUCAUUCUCUAAAGCAAAUCUCAAUUGUGGCAUUGAGGACAACCUUGCUCGUUGCCGCGAUAUUGCUUCUGCUUCUAGAAGCCUCACGAUCCCAGUUCGUGGAUACAUAUCAUGUGUUGUGGGAUGUCCUCUGGAAGGAAGAAUUGCUCCAGUAAAAGUAGCAUACGUUGCAAAAUCACUUUAUGAGAUGGGGAUCUCGGAGAUUUCAUUAGGGGAUACAAUUGGUGUCGGUACACCUGGUACCGUCAUUCCUAUGCUUGAAGCUGUUCUUGAUGUCGUUCCAAUUGAUAAGCUUGCUGUCCACUUUCAUGAUACUUAUGGUCAAGCACUUUCAAAUAUUCUAAUUUCACUACAGAUGGGGAUCAGUACAGUGGAUUCAUCUGUCUCUGGUCUUGGAGGUUGUCCAUAUGCCAAGGGUGCAACUGGGAAUGUUGCCACUGAGGAUGUUGUUUAUAUGCUGAAUGGACUUGGAGUUAAAACUAAUGUGGACCUUGGAAAACUUAUGCAUGCUGGGGAUUUCAUCUGCAAACAUUUAGGACGUCCUACUGGUUCAAAAGCUGCAACUGCAUUGAAUAAAGUUACUACAUGUAAUGCUUCCAAACUGUGAGUUACCAAAGCUAGAUCAUGUAUUCAAAUGAAAGAUAGAUUGUUUACCUACUGAGUGUUACUGUUGUUCAUAAGAUGUCAUGACUUCUUACUUCUUUAGAGUAAAUGUAUGUUGGUGGUUCCUCUCUGGUGGGUCCUUUCUGCAAAAACAACACACUGAAAAAGAUAGAGCCAGAAAACACAAAGUGUAAUGUUGUUCAUUUCUACUUGUUUUUCGAGUCUAUUGAGUUGCUUCCAUUAUGUGUUGAACAUGUAAUCAGGAUUGAAAUUAUGAAAAUGCAUAGCACGUCCAAGUUCAA